Messenger RNA from Pyrus x bretschneideri (Chinese white pear), 814 nucleotides. RefSeq names its product pathogenesis-related protein PR-1-like. The transcript has a single exon. Lineage: Eukaryota; Viridiplantae; Streptophyta; Magnoliopsida; Rosales; Rosaceae. The coding region runs from base 34 to 594 and encodes 186 amino acids. The record is from RefSeq and is a predicted model, not a curated record. Gene Ontology annotation, cellular component: extracellular region.
AAUUCCUAGGAGAGUCUAAGAUAACUGAAAGAAAUGAAGGCACAAUUCCUCUUUAUCCUCUUGGCUCUCUACCUUACUGACGUCGGCUCAGCUACUUCUGCACAUGAACAAAAGCCGAACAACGAGACCGUCUGGAGGGUCUCAAAACAACUAUGCUGGGGUUGCAUAGGAGAGUCCUUAGAAUUUUUGUUCCAACACAAUUUGGUGAGGGCAGCAAAGUGGGAGAUGCCAUUCAUGUGGGACUUCCAACUCGAGAAAUAUGCUAGGUGGUGGGCAGGUCAGAGAAAAUCCGAUUGCAAAUUGCAGCAUUCGUUCCCGGAAGACGGGUUCAAACUAGGAGAAAACAUAUACUGGGGCAGCGGCUCGACAUGGACUCCAAGCGACGCAGUGAAGACAUGGGCUGCUGAAGAGAAGUACUACAGUUACAUGACGAACACGUGCGAGGCUGGUCAAAUGUGCGGACAUUAUACUCAAAUUGUGUGGAAGACUACGACGAGACUCGGGUGUGCUAGGGUUGUGUGUGACGAUGGAGAUGUGUUUAUGACUUGUAAUUAUGAUCCUCUGGGGAAUUAUAUUGGUGAGAGGCCAUACUAGCUAUCGAUGUUUAAUUUAAGAUAUAUUGGAUGUGUUUCAAUUUUAAUAUAAUAUUGGACGUAUAUAUGGUCUUCUAGCUAAAAGGGAAGUCUUGUAUAAGUGCAUAUAAAUUGGCUGUCAGCAGGGACAAAGCCAAAAAUUAUGUUGAAAGGGGCAUCUUCAAGCAAUAAUGUAACAUUAAAAUUACAUAUGUUUAAAAAUCGGACUACUCGGUUGUCUA